Rhodamnia argentea is the source of this 2363-nucleotide messenger RNA. Its product is annotated as calcium-dependent protein kinase 26. Gene Ontology annotation, molecular function: calcium-dependent protein serine/threonine kinase activity; calmodulin binding; ATP binding. Gene Ontology annotation, cellular component: cytoplasm; nucleus. The record is from RefSeq and is a predicted model, not a curated record. Bases 449 to 2032 code for a protein of 527 amino acids. Gene Ontology annotation, biological process: peptidyl-serine phosphorylation; intracellular signal transduction; protein autophosphorylation. The transcript is spliced from 5 exons. Lineage: Eukaryota; Viridiplantae; Streptophyta; Magnoliopsida; Myrtales; Myrtaceae.
AGAGAGAGAGAGAGAGAGAGAGAGAGACUCUGAUUCGCGACGCCGUAUGGGCUCGUUCGACAUUGGUUCUCCGGCGUCUUCCUUCGAGCAGUUUCAGUUCUGUUCGGCGGUUUGAUUUCGUCAAGAAGUCGAUCUCGAGAGUUCUAUGCUCAGUCACUGGAGUUGAAGAUGGAAUAGAACGAUUUCUGCAGUUCAUUUCCAUUUCAUGGCUCCAGGCCAAGAAUUUCAGCAUAUCCUAUGGAUUAGGCGGACGUUGUUCGUGGCCAAGUUAUUCUGGCUUCGAAGCUCUUGAAUGAACUCAGUUGCUGGUGUUCUUGCCUGAGCAUUUCGGUUGCGACCUGCAAGAGCUCGAUUUCUGUGGAGUGAGACACUUCUGUCAUUUGCAGUGCGGAUUUUUCUCUGGAGUAUUCGUGCGUUGACCUCAGAGUUAAGACGAUCUUUAUGCUGUAUGGAAAUAGCCAAUUGUGAUGGCACCGGCUUUAGUAAUUCUUUGGUCCAACUCCGCAGAUGUUACAAAGUCAAUAGCCUUACAGAAACCAUUUUGGAAUCGAGUCAAGUUGCUUGUUUAAAAGAUCGGUAUGUUCUCGAAGAACAGUUGGGGUGGGGGCAAUUCGGUGUUAUCAGGGCAUGUUCUGAUAAGUUGACUGGUGAGGUUCUGGCUUGCAAAUCCAUCGCUAAAGAUAGAUUGGUCACGCCGGAUGACUUGCGAAGUGUGAAGCUGGAGAUCGAAAUAAUGAGCAGGUUAUCUGGGCACCCAAACGUUGUAAAUCUCAAGGCUGUUUAUGAGGAGGAAGACUAUGUUCAUUUAUUGAUGGAAUUAUGUGUAGGAGGGGAGCUUUUUCAUCAGCUUGAGAAACAUGGGAGCUUCUCUGAGAUGGAGGCUCGUGUUCUUUUUAAGCAGUUGAUGCAAGUAAUUAAGUAUUGUCAUGAUAAUGGCAUUGUCCACAGAGAUCUGAAGCCAGAAAACAUUCUAUUGGCUUCAACAUCCUCAUCUUCUCCUAUUAAAUUGGCAGAUUUUGGCCUUGCAACCUAUAUUCGGCCUGCAGGACAGAGAUUGCAUGGCACUGUUGGUAGUCCAUUUUACAUAGCUCCGGAGGUGCUUGUGGGAGGUUAUAGUCAGGCUGCGGAUGUGUGGAGUGCUGGUGUUAUCUUGUAUAUAUUACUUAGUGGUGUGCCCCCAUUCUGGGGAAAGACUAAGUCAAAAAUAUUCGAGGCUGUUAGAGCAGCGAAUUUGCGGUUUCCUGCCAGUCAUUGGGAAGGCAAAUCUUCAUUGGCAAAGGAUUUGAUUGCAGGAAUGCUUCAAUUAGAUCCGACCAAGAGACUAACAGCAGCGGAGGUUAUAGAUCAUCCCUGGAUGGAACUCUGCGAACAAGGUGUUCAAGAAACAAGCACGCAAGUCAAUCUGGGUCAGGAAAUGGUUGAAGUGGGUGGAAGUUCUUUUUAUACACCGGUUAUUGCUAGGGUUCAGGAUUAUAGCUUCAGCUAUGAAUCACAUGCCGUUGGUGCAAAUUCCAUGGAGCAAUCACCAGCAUUCACGUGCAAGUCAUCUUUUUUUUCUUGCCUAGUCGGUGAUGGAUGUUCCAUAUCUUCAAUUGAGGGGUUUUCUUUCAGUAGUGCCUCUAAAUCAAGUCCUUCAGGCCCAAGGUUCCCUUCAAGUGUUCUAUCAAUGCCUAGUUUUACUUUCUUCGGUCUGGGUCCUGAUACUGAACAACAGAAUUAUCUGUUGGAAUAUCAAACCAAUAUGUCAAAUGCUACCGUGACCAAUGGAGAAUCAGGCUUGGCUAAACCAUUGGUACUGCCAGAUUCUUUCGGUUUUGGCAAGUAUGAUGGAGAAGCAGAGAAGAGGUCAGAAACUCGGAGAACUGGGACUGGUGGAUCCAGGUUAUUAGGAAAACACAGUAAAAGGAAUCACAUGAUAGGGUUUGGGGAGCUUGAUCAAAUUGAUUUUGUAGUGGCUGAAUCAGUCAUUCGCUGGGCAUCAUGCACGCACAUUCCCACUGCUCCCUCUCUGAGAUUAUCGCUCGUUUGCUAGGAGAACCGAACUACGUUGUAAUGGUAACAGGCGAGAGUGCAGUCCUGCGUGCCGACAUUUGGCGGCACAAAAUGAGACACUGUCGAGCUUGAUGGCAACAUCACUACAACCUGAUGAGUCAGAAAUUUAUUUCAAUCGAGUAGGAAGUUUGGAUGGGUAUGUUUGGUUAGAUUGUGCUUUUGCCUUGACAUUUAACUGAUCGUGGAAGUUCAGCUGGAUGAUAUGUAGAUUGUAUUGUACUUACUAAUGAAAAAGUUUUGAGUGGUUACGCACGCGGACUCGUGAAGUGCUUAUAUAAGUUUGUAUAAAUUCGUCAGAUGGCUUUCUCUAA